AUGAGUUACAGAAGUUUGCGUUCCACAACUUUAAAAACGUCUUUUGCGCAAUUGGAUGAUUUUCUUUUAAAUCAUUCUCUUCCGGAUCUUGGUGAAGAUCUUCUACUUCAUGAGGUUGAAAAACAAUACAAUUGGUUACAAUGUUUCAAUGUUGACACCAGUAAUGAUGCAUCAAUUAGUAAAACUCAUAAUCAUCCAGAGAAGCAGCAGCGACAAAAGAAUUCAGAAAAACAAGACAUCAAAGCAGCGACAAGUUCUCUAACUGAUGCAGAAGACGAGGAAGAUGAGGAAGAGGAAGAAGAUGAUGAUGCUGAUAAUUACGGCGAAGAGGAAGGGUUAGAACAGGAGGAGCAACAGGAAGAAGAAGAAGAAGAUGAUGAUGAAGACGAAAAAGUAAAAGUAAAAGCCAGUAAUAUAGAAGUUGAAGAGAGUUCCAGAAAGAAAAGAAGCAAUAACCCUACGCGUGAAGAAUUGUUAUUGGAAUUGAAUAGUCUAUACGAGCCUUCAGAUGAUGAGAAAUCAAUUAGUUUCGACAAAACUGGUGAGAAUGAUUCAGAUGAUGAUUUUUAUACUGGUGUUGAUAUCAGUGCUCUAAUUCAUAAGGAUACAAACUUUGCAAAGAAGAAACCAACGACAUCCAAAUACAUCGAAGAAAAAACAUUCAAAGGAAUUGAAAUGGACCUCUUCAAAAAACAAAGAAAAAAAAAAGUUUGGUGUUUAUCUGGAUUAUAUGCUAAGGAUGCUGGCCUAGAUAAUAAUAAACAGGAAGAUGAUGAGGAAGAAGGGAAAAAGCCUGAUAAUUUUGAAUUUAUCUUUCCCGAAAAUAAGACAUUUUUCUCGGUAGAAACCGAUUAUAAACUUCCUUUUAAUGUUUUUUGCCCAAAUAUGCUUGAUGACUCAGCAGAUAAAUCUGUUUUUGACACCUUUACACAAACUAAUGUUAAUAAUCAUCAAGAUAAACUUAUUUCCUUGAACAAAACAUACACAGUAAAUGGUGAUGAAAUUAGCGAAGAUGCUGAAACAGACCGGAAAUAUCAGGAAUACAAGAACUCUAAUAACAUAUACGAUCAUAGUGGUGUUGAGGUUUUCGAUACGGAUAUUAAAGGUUACGGCCUUAGAGCAGUUAGAGAGUACCAACCCGAUGAACUUGUCAUGGAGUAUACUGGUGACAUUUUGAGUUAUCAAGAAUUUAACCAAUUGCAAACUACUAAAGACUACUGUUUGCAUUUUGUUGAUGGUUUUGUACUAGAUUCCUUCAAGAAUGGAUCACUAGCCAGAUUUAUUAAUCAUUCAAUUAAACCAAAUUGUUACUUUAAGGUGUUUUUGGCUAAUGAUAAGGGAGAAUUGAAACCUAAGGUAGGGAUAUUUGCGUGCUCAGAAACUAUCAGUUCUGCAGAUGAAUUAACUUUGGAUUAUAACACAAACAGGGUUCAUUAUAUUAAACCACAAAGAUGUUAUUGUGGUGAACCUCAAUGCAAUGGAUUUAUUAGGGAGUUUUACAAUAAAUUGAAUUUAAUUAAUUUCCUAAGUUUCAAUAUUUUCUAUUCUUCGAAUAGCGACUUGUUUAAUGCUGGAGAUAUGACAAAUAUCAGACACCUUAUAAAGGCAGGGUCUGCCACCAAUUAUUCUCAAAAAAAGCUAAAAAAGUUAUCUAUUUUUUGCUCAAUUCCUACGGAUGAGGAUAGGCAUGAAUCUUAUUUUUAUGUUGUGGGCAGUAAUGAAGCUUACUUUAUCAGAAAAGCUGAAGAAUUGAAGAAAGCUGAGGAAAGAGAGAAGCGCCUUGAAUCCAAUUACACCGGAGACAUUGAUCUUGACUCUGAUUUUGACGAAAUUAGAGCCAAGAAAUUAAAGAGGAAAACUCCAUUUGGAAGAAAGAGUUUGAGCGCAGAAAAAAUUAAAAGGCCAAGUCUGACAAAUGGCUCAGCUGAGUUUAAUGCAUUGCCUCCCAAAUUACAAAAGCAAUUGGGAAUUGAUAUGGUUAUGGCCGAUUUGUGA
Messenger RNA from Saccharomycopsis crataegensis, 1995 nucleotides. RefSeq lists its product as uncharacterized. Lineage: Eukaryota; Fungi; Ascomycota; Saccharomycetes; Ascoideales; Saccharomycopsidaceae. Bases 1 to 1995 code for a protein of 664 amino acids. Gene Ontology annotation, molecular function: protein binding. The transcript has a single exon. The record is from RefSeq and is a predicted model, not a curated record.